Spodoptera frugiperda (fall armyworm) is the source of this 6315-nucleotide messenger RNA. RefSeq lists its product as uncharacterized. NCBI's taxonomy places the organism in Eukaryota, Metazoa, Arthropoda, Insecta, Lepidoptera, Noctuidae. The record is from RefSeq and is a predicted model, not a curated record. Gene Ontology annotation, molecular function: protein-containing complex binding. Bases 61 to 6315 code for a protein of 2084 amino acids. The transcript is spliced from 28 exons.
AGUGUAGUCGUGAAAUGUAAGUAAAAAAGAAAUUAAAUAUACUUACAUUAAUAAAAUAAAAUGGCUUCUCCGAGAAGUGAGGCAUACGAAGAUCCAUUUAGAAAACAAUCAAAUGUAUCGAGAACAGUGAGUAUAGCAACAGAAGAAGUUGGUAGUAAAAAACAAAGAACAGUGGAAGAACCUGAAAUCGAAUGGAGUGAUCUAAUUUUUCUCCCAUUUCAUCCGGUGUUUAAGUUGUUCGUGCUCGCGGCUGUACUUAUCAAAGUAAUGCUGGGCCCUAUACAAGCGGUAUACCCAAUAGUUUAUUGUAACGAUGUUAUGGAUUACCAUCCGGUUUUGAUCGGUAUCAAGUAUUGCUAUUGGUAUUUUUGUGAUUCGAUUUAUGGUAUCGAUACUUUUCUUCAUAUAGUACACAGGCAAGUAGUGGAUAAGGCGAUGAGACGCGGGCAUUUACCAAAAUCGGCAUUUUUGUUGUUGAUUGAUAUUUUCUCUCUGCUUCCGUUGUUUCGUUUGGCUGUAAAUAAUCCCUGCCCACCAGCUCAAGUGUGGCCAAAUAUUUUAGCAUUCAAUGAAUUUUUAGUUAUUUACAGAAUAACAGACUAUUUUGCAUUACGAUCUACUCAUUCCUACCUAAAGCUUUUGGUAGGUGGUUCACUCGUGAUGGUCAUGUGUAUCAACUGCAUGGCAUGCUUCUUUUUACUGGUUACAUACCAAGGUUUUUGUGAACGUUGUAAUGACAAAGGCGUUUAUUUUGAUUGGAGAGCAUACAUAUCACACAAAUUUAAUGAAACAGAUGAGGGAUAUGCAACAUUCAUUUAUGGAGUAGUAUUUAUAUAUUCCUAUUUUAUUAAUAUGUACAUCGACGAUAUAAUGCCAUCUACGAUUUUGGAGCAUAUAGUGGUGUGCUUAUUAAUGGUGUUGAGCUACGUAGUAGGACAUUUCAUAUUAGUUCCUAAAUCCUUUGCUGAAUCUACGUUUAGGUUUCGCGAGAUUUUCUCAUUGUAUUCAAGAGUGAAAAAAAUUAUUGAUGAGACUAAAAGAAGAAAUCCGAAUGAUGACUCAGCGAAAAUAGUUAAAGAAUAUUAUAAAUUGAUGUAUGAAAAACAGAGUUGUAUAGCAAAAGUACCAAAGUUUUAUACAGGGCUACCUAGAUAUUUGAAACUUGAAAUUAUGCAGGAUUUACUAUGGCCAUUAUUUUAUCAUAGUCCUACUUUGAGGAAAACAAGCUAUCCCUUUCGACGUCUGAUAAGUAACCUUGCAGUUAUGAGUUUGAAGUUACCGGGCGAGAAAUUUUUUACAGGGUUAAAUAAUACUGGUUCUUUGUAUUAUCUCAAAUCCGGGAUACUCCAACUCAUUUCACUAGAUGAUGGAGUAACACCGAUUCUCUCUGUUACUGCUGGGACAAUAUUUGGAGACAUAAGCUUUUUGGUGCCUCAUAUAAAAAGGAAGGUAAUAGUUCGCUGCGUCACAUAUUGUGAAUUCUACUAUGUCAAGCGAGUGGAUAUAAUAGAAGCUUUACACAAAUAUCCAGAAGACCGAAAAGCUAUCUUGAAUGAUGCCCGGGACAGAUUGUCUCACGCAAAAGUAUUAUUUGCGAACAAAAAAAAUAUUAGAGGUCUUGAUAGAAAUGAAGAUGAAGGAAUCAGUUGGAUUAAGAAGCGAUGGUGGGAAAUAUCCAACUUCUUUGAAAGUAACAACCCAGAUGAACUUAAGGAAAACUUAAAGGGACAUUGUUCACAUGAUGAAACAAUUUAUCACUGUCCUAAAUAUAUAGGACAACUUGUUCUAUGUAAUAAAGCUGAAUUACAAACAAAUUCGAUGUUCACUAGAUUCAAAUUCCCAUGGAUACUUAAUGUUCGUUCCCAGUUCGGUCGUAUAUGGUACCGAAUUCUCUCUGCCACCGUACUUCUUGUAUUGUUCUUGUAUCCAAUAUACUUAGUAAAAGCCCAUGUACCGCCAUGGUUUGCGUUUUUCACAUUUUGUGUAGAGACUAUUUAUAUCAUUGAUAUAGGUGUGUCUCUCAUGACUGCAGUGAAGAAACAAAACUCUCUGACGAAUACAUUUUCCGCAGUUGUUUUUGAACGUUUUAAGAGCAUCACUUUUUUUCUUGACAUACUAUCCACAAUUUGGAUUGAAGAUAUAGCGAAAAUUUGCGGAGCCCCGCCCGAACUUUAUUUAACUCUUCAAUUUAAUAGAGUCAUUAAAGUUUACGUACUUUUUUAUGGAGAAUAUUUAAAAUUUGAGGUUCAUCAUGAUCCUAUGAUUGACAUUUUUCGUAUAAUGGUAUUGGCUCAAAUCGCCUUUCAUAUUGUUACUAGCCACGUUGUAUUUGAGAUGCUCUAUUAUUUUCCGAAGCUAUCUCCUACUUAUUUUUUUGGAAAAAGAAUAUGCUCCAAGGCCUAUGUUUCAAACUGCACUGAACCAGAUAUUCUUGGAGUUACUAUCCCAUGGUUGUUUGAAUGGAGCUAUGCCAAAAACCCUGCUUCAAAUCUGGCUGAUGUAUACGUGUCUGCAUUACUGAGUUUUUUGGUCUUUAUUUUGUAUUUGUUUUGUAAAGGAAGAUAUCUCUCCUAUUUAUAUUUGCAUAACAUAAAAAUAACAAGGUACCAGAGAUUUGUUAUACGAAUUAAGAAGUAUUACGAACACUAUAGAAUACAUCAAGAUUUACUUAAGAGACUGGAUAGGUAUCUCACAUGUUAUUGGAAAUACUAUAAAGGUAUAGACGUAUUGGAAAGUAAUAAAUUAGAAAACGAUGCAAGAGCAAUAUACUGGAAAGCUCAAGGAAAUAUGUCUAAAUCAAUCAUAAGCCAAUCCAAACCGUUCCUUCAUGCGGAUCCUCACCUUAUAGCGGACUUAAGUAGAGCAACGCAUUAUUUAAUUUUUCCCAAAAAUUCUAACAUAUAUAUGUUCGGAGUUCAAAGCAAAAAUGUCGCUUGGGUGUCUCAGGGUUACGCAAAAUCCGAGUUUUGUGAUGAACAGGGAGAGUUGGUUACGGAAUACUAUGGACCCGGUUCUUUGCUAUCUUUAUUUGAAAUUUUCCUUGGGGAAGUAUCACUUCGAUCUUUUAUGGCAUAUACUGAUUGCGAAUUAAUUUAUAUACCAGUUAAAGAAUUCUUCAAUAUUUACAAAAUGCAUCCAAAGGAACAUACGUAUGUACAAAAUUGUGUACAAGAGUUUGGAAGUAGAUACAACGACAUUUUUCAGGAUCAUGUCCUGAAACAUAGAGAUUAUCAACACAAGCUCAGGGAUAGGAUUCACAAUAUAAGAUCGUCUAGGUCUUCAAAUGCUAAAAUGAUUGCUGACUUUUACGACACUCGAUCGUUACCUGUUCAAGGCUUCUUCUGGGGAGAUCCAGAAUCAAGAUUCAUGCAGUUGUGGAUGUUGUUCCGAGUUAUAAUUGUGUGUAUAUCCAUAAUUAGUGCAGCAAUGCUAGGUGGCGUGGGAGCAGUGUCACGAUGGAUUUUUAUGAUGAUCAGUGCGUUCUGUGAUUGUAUUGCGUUCAUUGAUAUCGUCAUCAAGUUGUGUUUACCCUAUUACAACAGUCGAGGAAUUUACGUUACGGAUAAGUCAUUAUGCUUGAGAAAUUACCUGGCAAAAGGAUUUUUAUUAGACAUCAUUGGCGUUGUUCCUUGGUUUAGUGUACUUCGCGCUCUUAUAUCACAUGAAAUAAGCGACGAUAGCACAUUUCUUAUAAAUACAGUUUGCAAGUUUGCCCAUAUAUACAUAAUUUUUGCAUAUUUUGAUUACAUUACGGAUGUACCGACUGUGAACUUAACUUACAUCAUGGUAUUUAAAUGGCAGAUUGUAAACGUGCUAAUCGUUUUGGCAUCUAGCCAUUUCUUAAUGGUUAAUUGUGUUAAUUUUAAAUUUAACGCGAGGAAGGACUUAGUUAGUGUGCUGCUUAGGAAUGAAUGCUGGAUGCCAACGUUAUAUCAUUUACCUAAAAAGUUGGAUGGCCACCAACUGCAUCUGAUAUUUGCCCAAAGUUUAAAUCUUGCAGGGAGUGGUAUGUUAGGGAUGAAUUUCGGUAGAUUUAUUAUCGAUCGUAUAAAUUUAGGUGUAGGCUUUUUUCUAUUUGCCCUUGGUUUUAUCUUUUGGUUUAUAUCUUGUUAUACAUUAGCGCUAUUGAUGUUAAACUUUCGUGGAGAUACAAGGUUUCAGAAUUCGGUACACCAACUUCUAACUUUUCUUACGUCUGAGAGAGUAGAAAAUACUAUUAUUGAGAGAGUAGCGGAGCAUUUCCGAUAUUGUUGGAUUAGAACCAAGGGAAUAAACUUACAGCAAUUGACUAAUGAACGUAUUGGUGCUGUGUUUAGACAGGAUUUAAGUUAUUAUUUCUACAAAAAAACUUUUAUGAGCCUGGAUUCAAUAAUUGGUGGUGGAGAGACAAUACAAAGACAGUUGGCCAGCGCCAGUGAUGUUGCUUACUAUUUGCCCAAUCAUGACAUAUUUAGAGAAAUGGACAUUUGUCGUCACAUAUGCAUUGUACAUCGGGGAAGGGUCAAUAUUUUCAAAAAUGGCAAGAAAAUGAUUAUUCUAACUAAGGGUGAUAUAUUUGGUCAACUGGAAGGUGUGAAAUUACGCCCAGUUGGUGUGACGGCUGUAGCCGAUGACCAUGUGGAUUUGCUACUGAUUGAAAUAUCGGCCUUCCAGGAUAUCAUCACUGAUGAGAUGAGAUAUACAAUCAGUAAAAGUAGACAAGCCAAGAAUCAUUUUAUGGCAACCAAAAAUGUUUACAUUGAAAAUCCUUACGACUCCAUUACAUACCAUCUACGUGGACGUAAAAUUAUAAUUUUACCGAGACAUGAUGUGCUCAUAGAAGCUGUUGAUGGAUCAUGGUAUUCUCGCUGGCUAUAUUUAGCAUGGUUAAUUAGUCCAUUUUUCGCGAGUUUUGUGGUCAUUGUAUGCGCAGCUCUUCCUUCGGGUACGCAAUUAUCGCCAGGAUUACUUGCGUUGCUCUGUGUCACGGAUCUUAUAGGUUGGGUUAACUUUGUAGCUGAGUUUUAUACGGUUGAACUUAUAGUAGCUAGGAAUAAAUUGGCUUACCGUCGUUUUCGUAUGAGGAAAUUCAGCCAUUGGACUUUAUAUUUAGAUGGUUUAUCUUUACUGUUACCUCUGGUUACAUUAUUUACUGGACGCUGGACUUAUCAACUGGCAAGACUGCUGAGAUUGAAAUUCUUUUGGGACUUUGAUACUCAUUUUUGCCGAGGCUUUACGAACCAAAAAGCCCCCUACGUUUUGAAAUUCACAAUUCUAUUGUUACUACUGCACUUUUUUACAACUGGAUGGAUUUUAUUUGGAUGUCAGCGUGAAGCACAAUUUCCAACUGACAUCGCAGAUAUAAGUCAUUUGAAUACAACUGUUGACUUUACAGAGUGGGCUCCGGUUUAUACCAGAAAAGAUGGUUGUGCUAGAACUACAAGAACUUUUACUGAUAAUUACGGUAAAGAAAAUCCUUCUUUCGUAGUGCCUACUUAUUGGCUUCACGAUUAUGUGGUUGCCUUAACAUAUAUUUUAAUUAUCCAUACCCAAACCAGCAUGGAUACAGUAAUAGCAUUAUCCCUUAAGCAACUAUAUUAUAAAAUAUUUGUGACCUUCUUCAUGUAUUUGCUGAAUAUUUGGAUAAUGGCUUUGGCAAUCCAUUAUGCGUUUAAAAAUUUCCGCCUAUUGUAUAAUUACGACUACGGUGUUCAACGGAUGUUGGAGUAUCUAGCUCACAAUGGAAUUCAUCAAGCUAUUCUUGACAUAGUAAAAGAGUACACAGAUCAAUUGUGGACGAGAGAGAAAGGCGACUGGCUCCCCGAAUUAGUAUAUGAUGCGCCCCCAUGUUUACGAAAUGAUAUCUUCUGUUCAUUGUACAUACAUCAUUUGGAAUCUGCUCCUACCUUCCGCCAACUGCCUGACUACUUUAAAAGACAGUUAUGUGCAAGAUUUGUGAGAAUAGUUAUAUUUCCAGGCAAAUGCAUUGUACGACAGGGUGACACCUUUAAUACGACGUACUUCAUUCACCAGGGUGAAGUAGAAAAGUGGAUGACCGAUGCUAAUGGUGAAGGGAAAUUGAUUUCUAUAUUGUAUACGAAUAGUUAUUUUGGACGCAUUACUGGAUUAUAUCCUAGUGCUGGCUUUCGGUCCUCGUACUACACACGGACGGUUGUGGACCUCGUCUACUUGAGUCUAGCAAAUUGGGAAGACCUAUUGGAGUGCUACCCAGAAGUCAAGAGCCUCAUUUAUAGUACCUCCAAGCCAAAGAACACAGACUUUCUCAAAAACCUGUACGUGUUUGCCGCUUUUUUCAUUUGUAGGAUUUUUUUCUAA